Messenger RNA from Tilletiopsis washingtonensis, 2269 nucleotides. RefSeq lists its product as hypothetical. Lineage: Eukaryota; Fungi; Basidiomycota; Exobasidiomycetes; Entylomatales. Gene Ontology annotation, molecular function: zinc ion binding; DNA binding. Bases 156 to 2150 code for a protein of 664 amino acids. The record is from RefSeq and is a predicted model, not a curated record. Gene Ontology annotation, biological process: DNA-templated transcription. The transcript has 3 exons.
GUCGCGGUUGCUCGCAGCACUCAGCUCCGCCGUCCCGCUGAACACAGUCCGACCUGUGCAGACGUGUCGUCGUUGCCUGCGAUCGAUGCCGGCAUAAGAAGAUCCGCUGCAAGGGCCUGCCCAAUGCGCGCAACAUCUGCAACAACUGCGAUGGCAUGGGCUACGCUUGCACGUUCGACGUGUCGCCGACGCGCUCGCGCGGCAAGUACGAGAUCCUCGAGUCGCGCGCUGCCACACUGCUGUCGGCACUGCGCUCGGUCGCGCCUGAGCUCGCGGCUCAGUUCGACAACGGCAAGCUCGGUGGUCCGCCCGGCAUGCUCGUCGCCAACGAAGCGGCAAAGGCCAGCAGCUCUGCGGCCGAGGCCGAAGCCGCGCCGCCUAAGUCGCCAGAGCCGGAGUCGACUCUGCGCUCCGACGAGGGCGAAGUCAAGGAGGAGCUCCAUAAGUCGUUGAUGCUGCCGGACGUGGAGGAAGGCAGGCCGAGAUUCUUUGGCGGCAGCAGCAGCAACGCCUUCUUCCACGGUCUCGCCAGCAGGCCGCCCAGCCCUGGCGCGAUGAGCCGGCGGCGAGGCACCGAGCACGGCGCCGCAGCGACGCCGCGCGGCUCGGUCUCUGGGCCAGCUGAUGGACGCACCGCGGAUCGGGCCGGCGGCAGCUCUAGCGCAGCCGGCGCUGCGCAGGAGCACGCACAGCCGGCGUCUCACCGCGCGGUGAAGCGCUGGGCCGUGCUGCCGCGGCCUCAGACCUCCUACCCCACCAACAGCCGGCAGUGGGUGCAGAAUCUGCGGCGCAAGAACCUGUGCGGCGUCGGCCGCGACGACGAAGACUACGGCAGCGAGGCGUGGCUACGGCGCUACCUGCUACCGGAGCGCGAUUUGUUGAACUUGUUGUUCAACGUGUACUUCUCGCAGCUGCACCCUCUCAUGCCCCUGCUGCACCGCCCGUCGAUGGAGCGCGACAUCGAGCUCGGCCGCGCGGAGGACGACAUCGCUUUCCGUGGCCUCGUCUUCACGGUCCUCGCCAUUGCUUCGCGCUUCACCGACGACCGUCGUGUGCUGGCCAACCCAGACGACCCGAACAGCGCCGGCGAUCGCUUCGCGGCCGCCAGCAGACUGUACCACCAGGUCCACUCGGCCAGCCUUAUCAACGUGCAGGUGCUGCUGCUCACCUGCACGUUCUCGAGCGCAUCGCUCGGUCCAGGCGUCGGCUGGACAGUGCUGGGCGUGGCGAUUCGCGCGCUGCUCGACAUUGGCGCGCACCAGGAGCGCGCCUACGCAGGCCUGCCGCUGCUGGAGCAAGAGCUCCGGCGGCGAGCAUUCUGGGCCACGCACAGCUUAGACUGCAUCAUGGCCAUAAAUUUGGGCCGCCCGCUCGGUCUACGUCUCGGCGAGUGCCGCGUGAACAUGCCUCGCGCCAUCUCCGACGAGGCGCUGCUGCACGCCGAGGCCGGCCAGCAGGCCGUCAUCGACGAGGACGCCUCAUCUAUGCCUGUGUGCGGCUUCAUCCAUCUCGUCAAGCUCAACAUCAUCGUCUCAGACGUCGUGACGACGCUCUACGCCUCGGGACGCGAGCCCAAGUACGCCGACAUGUGUGCGCUAAGCAGCCGCCUGGACGAGUGGGAGAAGAACAUCCCAGUGACGCCACACGUGCUGCCCAACGCCCUCCUGCGCUGCGGCAUCGAGGAUGUGCGCAUGUACACCAUCAAGCCGUUCCUCUACAAGCGCGACGAGAGCGACUAUCUUCGCAAGAUGCUCAUGCCGCAGUGCGCCGUUGCCGCGCGCAAGUGUCUUAGCAAGGUCAUCGAGUUGCACGAGACGACUAAGGACUCUUCAUCCUCCAUCGCGAUCUUCGAUCAGGCGUGGGUGUCGAGCACGACGUUCCUCAUCACCAUCUGGCACGAGCUGCCGCCGGAGCGCCUGGCCGAGGAUGCGCAUCUCGUCGAGGGCACGCUGCACAUCUUUGCAAGGCAUGAUCCUCGCUUCUGGUGGGUUGCGCUCCCACUCGUCUCCUCUCUACUGCGACUCAUCAUAUGCGCGCUGCAGCUCUGCGCUCUUGCGCCGCGCACACCGCAUCCUCUGCACGCUGACCAAGCGUGCUCUGCCGCACUUCCCCGACGAGCUUCGCGAUCGCGCGGCGUCUCUGAUUGCUAGUCACGAGCGCCGGGCAGCAGCGGCUGCUGCCUCCAUGCCGCGCGCAGCGCAGACGAAGAACGGAGCAGGCGGUGCCUCGAUGCCCGAGAAUGCGCGCCAUCUGCCGGCGCCCAGCUCCG